Paraglomus brasilianum is the source of this 2595-nucleotide messenger RNA. The record is from the annotation of a GenBank genome assembly. NCBI's taxonomy places the organism in Eukaryota, Fungi, Glomeromycota, Glomeromycetes, Paraglomerales, Paraglomeraceae.
AUGAUUGUAUUAAAGACACACGUAAGACUUGCCCUGCAUAGAAGGCAUGGAUUUGAAGAAAGACAAAUGCUUGAAGGAGAGAUAGGCGAAGCAUCAAAAGACACUGACUGCGAUUCGGCCAUUUCUCACUCUACCCCAAUGUUUACAGAAGAAAUAAUCUCAUCCUCAGAUCAAGAUACAAAAGAGUCUGCUGAUGGCGAACACCCAGCCGAUGAACAACGCGCAAUACAGUUAAUUUCUGGCCUAAAAGGAACACUUCCUAAUCCGAUCAGUUUAUUAAAGAUAAAGGCAAUCAUUGAAGACCCUAAAUCAAACUUAUCAGAGGGUGUUUUAACUCAAGCAUUGAUCGUGCUGACGGACAAUAUUAGAUAUAAGAAACUAACGACAAAAUCAGCAUUUAUAUGUGAGUUACACCUGAGGACGAUAGUUUCGGUGCUCGAGACUAUCCGCAAAAUGCAAGAAACACUGGGCAAUCUUUCACCUCUAUGGUUCGAUUUAUUAAAUAGACUAUUUGUUUCACCUCAGCUUUCAAUAUUUAAACUGUUUCAAAGACGUCGCUUGGUAUCUACACAUUUCUCCAAGCAUCACUUCUACAACAUCCAAUUACUAGUAGACUAUGCGCAUCAGAUAAUAUAUUGCUUGGCCAAACGCAAAUGCCAAAAUUCAGCGAGCGGGAGUUUGGCCAGAGGUAUCGCCAAUGUUCUGGAUUAUGGUAACUUCCCAGGGUUGUUUCCGAAUGCUGGAUAUAAUACGGAGAUUAAGCAUUUAUGGGAUGCUUUGAGCGUCAAGUAUGCGAAGGAGAACAAAGUGACGAAAUGGUAUCUCACCGUGGGUAGAUUAAGGGAGAUGCAUAGUUCACUAAUGACAUGGCAGAUGGGAGAUGGGAUGAAACGUAAUCCACCAACCUUGCAAAAGUAUGCCGAGUUACAACUUAUUGAAAUACUAUGGCUGUACUCUGAUAUCAAUUCAAUAUGUUCUUCGUCCUCCUCGCCCUCUUAUACUCCUGCAAAAGCUCAACCUCAUAGACCAGGCAGACUUACCCGUAAACGCUCGCUGAAAUCCCGAGAUGUGAUAACAGUGAAUGUUUUGGACAUUGCGUUGAGCCUCGUCCGCUCCAGUGAUGAAAUCGUAUCCCUGGCAUGUUGUUAUCUAAUUGCUAUAGAGGUGUUGAAAAAGAGUGGUUGUGAUUAUGUCGUUUUUAAGGCACUGGAAGUGUUGUCGACACUUGAGAAAAGAGACGGCUUGACAUUUGCAAGUAUCGGAGAGGGUUUAGCUCAAAUAUCACCGGUUUUGGGAAGAAUGUCGGAUAGGAAAAGGCAAUUGAUUUCCAAAUCUGUGCGGAAAAGACGAAAGAUGCACUCGAAAUUAAUGCCUCUCACGCCAUUGACAGUACGGCCUGCCUCCUCAUCUCAGAUACCACCACCAUCCCUUCCUCCGCGUCAACUCACUCGGACGCUGCUCGAGUUAAUCUCGUCCGAACUCACUUGUCCGGUGAAUCUCGAAUUUACCGGUGAUUGGUGUGUCUUGGCAUGCGGACAUGCUAUUAGUUCUGCGGCAUUAGAAAAUUGGCGGGAAUCGAAGCGUGCGAGUUUUGACCCUGUUACAUGUCAUUUAUGUCGAAGAGAGGUCAAGGAAGAUGAUGUUUCGGAUUUUAGGUUACAUGCAGUGUACAAAGGGGUGUGUAGGAUGUUGGGUGAGUGUGAGAACUUGGGUGAUUCCAGCAAUGUCGAUAGCAUAGAAAGUACCAAUGGUACUUCCUACGAUAAUGAAAAUGACAAUAGUGGCAAAGACAAGAGUAGUGGUCAUGAAGCCAUUAGCGACGCCAAGAUUAAUCCAGGAAAUACACAAACUCGAAUCAAGAAAUCCAAACAUCCGGCUCAAAGAAACGGCAUUCGUUCAUUCAAAAAUCGAUGUUAUGCUGAAGCCGCGAAAUGCUUUACACAAGUUCUUCAAUAUUAUCCGACCAGCUAUACCGCCUUAUGCGACCGGGCUAACGCUUAUAAAUCUAUACCUGAAUACCAGAAAGCUAUUUCCGAUGCAACGACGGCUAUCCGUUUGAAUCCUCUAAAGCCUCGCGCAUGGCGUCUUCGUGGAUAUAUAGAGGGUCUUCGUGAUCAUUACACCACUGCUUUUAUCGAACUCGGAAUUGCACUUCAGCUCGAUCCGAACAAUGCAAUAGCUCUCAUUGGUCGGGGUAAUCUUUUCCGAUGGUUAGAUCAAUAUGAACAGGCUAUGGUCGAUCUGAAUAAGGGACUCGAGUUUGAGCCGGAUAAUCCAUUUGGAUUGGAAUUUCGUGGAGAUGUGUAUAGAUUGCUUGAGAGGUUUGAAGAAGCGUUGGAGGAUUUGAAUAGAGCGCUAGAGUUGAGAGAGCCACAUGACAGGACUUUUGCGUUGGCUAGCAGGGGAGCGGCAUAUUUUAGAUUAGAGAGAUUCGAUGAGGCAUUAAGUGAUCUAAAUAGCGCAUUGAGUUUGGAUCCCAUGGACGAUUUUGCUCGAGUAACUAGGGUGAAGGUGUAUAUGGCGAUGAAUAGACAGGACGAGGCGAGAAAGGAGCUAGAGAGAUUAUACGAGGAUGGUUCUGCAAGCCGGCAGUGA